CAGUGACCGUGGGCUUAAGAAAUCCGAUAUCUCACCACGGGCUCUACCGACAGCUCUAAGCAUGGAUAAGGCCAAAUCAAGCGUGGAAACAGCGCCUUCGGAAAGGCUGAAGAUCCGACUGGAGUCAUUGAGCGCCUCCGACACAGCUCUUCUGGGAAGAUGCGAGGAUUUGGAGAAAAUCUGCGCUUCCCUGUCACGUUCCCAUGACAACCCUGGUUUGUGCCUGUGCACGCACCUGCUUCCUGAAGCCAAAAAAUCAGCUAGUCAAAAACAGUAUCCAAGUUCUGGGAGACGGUCGAGAAAGGGGAAUGGCGCCAUGAGUGAACCACAUCCGGAUCAAGAGGUCGUUAUGAAAUUAGAGGAUUUUUUAUAUUGGAACUGAUUUGUGCCGAGCUGACUAGGUUGUCAAGGAUGUUUUGGAUUCACAGAAUCCUUGCAACUGUUCGUGGAAGCCGGUGUUGUUAUGUUGUGUAUCCACAGGUCAUUGCGUAUGAAUAUAUACAAAUUAGUGACUGUAUGGGAUGGGUCACGUGUGUGUUCUUCCCAUGUAAUAAGCAGUGAUCUGCUAUAUACUUGUUGACAUCAACUUGCCCCUUUAAGCGUUGUGAAACGUGCGUUGUUGAUCUAUUUAUUUAGAGCACCAGUUGGACAUUGUUUUGGUAAUUUUAGAAUGAGUCUCAGGUCCAUGAUAAUAUUCUGCAAUGCGGAUGUUUUUAUGUAUGUGUGAAUCGAUGCAAGCGAAUCUGUAUGUGCAAUAUUUAUGUUGUUUACCAUUGUUAUGAAUAAAUUUUAAAUAUUU
This is a messenger RNA of Haliotis rubra (blacklip abalone), 799 nucleotides long. RefSeq lists its product as uncharacterized. The record is from RefSeq and is a predicted model, not a curated record. Lineage: Eukaryota; Metazoa; Mollusca; Gastropoda; Lepetellida; Haliotidae. The transcript has 2 exons. Bases 62 to 382 code for a protein of 106 amino acids.